AGAUCUGUGAAAAUCUUUAAAGGCAUGUGUUUUGCCAUAUAUGCAAGUGAAUCAACUUGCCAGAUAAAAGUUUGCUGCCUAAAUAUGAUUACUAGGAAAGCCAAGUCUCUCUUCCUGGAUUUCUUCUCCUAUAAACCGCCUGUUGAUACCUACCCACUUCUCUAUGGAGCACAGAUGAAGGAUAUUGGUCAUCUCCAGCAUCUAGCACAACGUCUGCAAUGGAACAGGCGAGCUGUGAAUAUUUGUGGAAUGCAUGGGUGGACUAAAGACCUAUCACCUCACUCUAGAAUGCCCAGCAUGUUGGAGCAUGUUAAGCACUAUAUGAGCUGCUGAGGAUACAGGAAUAAACAACAACACAGGUGUGUCCUCUGCCCAAACCAGGCAUAAAUGAGCUUCCAAAUGAACACAAACAAAUCUGGAAGGCUUUUGAGGAAGAAGGACCAUUAAAAAAGCUGCUGACGACUGCCUGGAAUCUGGUUUGGAGCAUCUCCAAAGCCAAUGUACUUUCCCCCAAGAAAAUACAGGAAGAUCUCUCUGCCCAGGCUUGGAAAUACAUAAGGAUCAGGUUUGCCAUCCUCUACUUUAGGGUGACUUUAACAUAAUUCAAUGCCCACUGACUGCUUUUCUCCUACGGGUAAAGUAACAAACAAAGGAGUCAACUCUCAGGAGCUCUCUCUUUCAUCUGCUUUAUGUUGCCAUU
Messenger RNA from Pan troglodytes (chimpanzee), 700 nucleotides. RefSeq lists its product as uncharacterized. The record is from RefSeq and is a predicted model, not a curated record. The coding region runs from base 25 to 333 and encodes 102 amino acids. The transcript is spliced from 5 exons. NCBI's taxonomy places the organism in Eukaryota, Metazoa, Chordata, Mammalia, Primates, Hominidae.